AGAGUAAACGCAGCAAAACCCGCUAAAACCGUGACUGUGAGGCGUUGAAAAAUGGCGUCAGUGGCACACAAGUCCCUACUCUUGAGGCGUGCCUUCACCACUCUCUCAUCUCGACCGCCACAACCACCUCCUCUUCCUUCUCGAAUAUUCCUUCAACCAACCCAAUCUCUCACCUCCACCUGCUCCCUCCCUCACUUCAAACCUCAAUUCCGCUCCUGCACUUCCCGCCUCUCUGCGUUACCCGACAACGCUUCCGGCGGGCCACGUGGCCCUCGCGGCCCCAAUUCCGGCUCCGGCGGAGGUGGCGGAGGAGGAGAAGGAGGAGAAGGAGCAGGUGGAGAAGAUAAGUGGUCCUUCUUGUCAUGGUAUUUGGCUCUUCUUGAAAAAUACCCUGUUGCAGUAAAAGCUAUAACAUCUGCAAUUUUGACAUUAAUUGGAGAUUUGAUUUGCCAGCUUGUAAUAGACCAAUCGCAGUCUAUAGACUUGAAGAGGACAUUCAUUUUCACUCUGCUUGGUUUUAUCUUAGUAGGUCCAACACUGCAUUUCUGGUACUUGUAUCUGAGUAAACUGGUUACACUACCUGGAGCAUCAGGUGUACUAUUGCGGCUUGUAAUUGAUCAGUUCUUAUUUGCUCCCACAUUUAUUGGGGUUUUCUUAGCUACAUUGGUGACACUUGAGGGAGGGCCAUCACAAGCUGUAUCCAAACUUAAACAGGAGUGGUUUUCAUCUGUUGUGGCAAAUUGGCAAUUAUGGAUACCUUUUCAAUUUCUCAACUUCAGAUUUGUUCCACAGCAAUUCCAGGUUCUUGCUGCUAAUGUUAUAUCUUUGGUAUGGAACGUUAUUCUCUCAUUUAAGGCACACAAAGAAGUUCCUACAAAAUAGUUUGAUAUAUGUGGGGAUCAUUCCAAUUCGAGAAGGUGACAAAAUAAUUCAACUCCGUGCAAUUGACGGAUGAGGAAGGAACUACCUAAGUUAUCCAUACCACAUAAUAUAUUAUAAGAUGCCAAAAAUAUGAGACAAUUGUUGUUAAUAAUUAUAAUUAGAGUACUGCUAGGGAGUCAAUGGCCUAAGCGUACAAUGUGUACAAUGGGCUAAUAAACAUUUCAUGUCAUAAAACCACUCAUCCCAAAAGCUUAAACUGAUUUUGGGGUUCACCAAUGAUCAAAUUCUCGACCUUUCGGAUUUAGAACUCUAAUACCAUAUCAUGAAACCACUCAUAUCAAAAACGUAAUCUGACAGGACAAUGUAACACUAAUGGUGAUAUCUCUAAUACUUCUUAAACCUCCAUUGUACACAUUGUACGCUUAGGCCAUUAGCUCCCUAUACUUAUUC
This is a messenger RNA of Arachis ipaensis, 1332 nucleotides long. Its product is annotated as protein sym-1. Gene Ontology annotation, cellular component: membrane; cytoplasm. Lineage: Eukaryota; Viridiplantae; Streptophyta; Magnoliopsida; Fabales; Fabaceae. The record is from RefSeq and is a predicted model, not a curated record. Gene Ontology annotation, biological process: signal transduction.